This is a messenger RNA of Phanerochaete carnosa HHB-10118-sp, 1597 nucleotides long. RefSeq lists its product as uncharacterized. Lineage: Eukaryota; Fungi; Basidiomycota; Agaricomycetes; Polyporales; Phanerochaetaceae. The coding region runs from base 50 to 1465 and encodes 471 amino acids. Gene Ontology annotation, biological process: glycosaminoglycan biosynthetic process. Gene Ontology annotation, cellular component: cytosol; nucleus. The transcript is spliced from 8 exons. Gene Ontology annotation, molecular function: UDP-glucose 6-dehydrogenase activity; NAD binding. The record is from RefSeq and is a predicted model, not a curated record.
UUUCAGCAUCCUCGUCCCUCCUUCCACUAGUCCUCUCUUUCCAGUCGCAAUGGCCCCCAUCCAAGUCAAAAAGGUCUGCUGCAUUGGUGCUGGAUACGUCGGCGGUCCUACCUGCGCCGUGAUUGCACUCAAGUGUCCUCAAAUUCAAGUUACCAUUGUGGACUUGAACCAAGCGCGUAUCGACGCGUGGAACAGCCCGGACUUCGAGUUGCCCAUUUACGAGCCAGGCCUUGCCGACGUCGUAAAGGCUACUCGUGGCAAGAACCUCUUCUUCUCCUCAGACGUUGACAGGGGCAUUCAGGAGGCAGACCUGAUCUUCGUUUCCGUUAACACCCCAACGAAGAAGAGCGGUGUCGGCGCAGGCUUCGGUGCGGACUUGCAUUAUGUCGAGUCUGCUACACGUCGUAUUGCUGCUGUCGCCAGCUCCUCCAAGAUUGUUGUUGAAAAGUCGACUGUUCCCUGCAGGACAGCGGAGUCGAUGCGCACCAUCCUUGAAGCCAACUGCAAGCCUGGUUGCCGUUUCGACAUCCUUUCGAACCCCGAGUUCCUCGCCGAGGGAACUGCCAUCAGCGACCUCUUCAACCCUGACCGCGUCCUGAUUGGCUCGCUCCAAACACAGGAGGGCAAAGAUGCCUGCGCGGCCCUCGCCAGUGUCUAUGCCAACUGGGUUCCUAAAGAGCGCAUUCUGACUGUCGGUCUGUGGUCGUCGGAGCUUUCCAAGCUGGCCGCCAACGCUAUGCUCGCUCAGCGUAUCUCAUCAAUCAACGCCCUUUCCGCCAUCUGUGAGGCAACUGGUGCCAACAUUGACGAGGUCGCACAUGCUGUUGGAUACGACUCCCGCGUCGGCCCUAAGUUCCUGCGCGCAUCUGUCGGCUUUGGUGGCUCCUGCUUCCAGAAGGAUAUCCUCAACUUGGUGUACCUCUCCGAGAGUUUGCACCUGCCCGAGGUCGCGGCCUACUGGCGUCAGGUUGUUGAGUUAAAUGAGUACCAAAAACGCAGGUUCUCCAAGAUCGUUGUUGACGCCCUCUUCAACACCAUCACGGGCAAGCACAUCGCCGUUCUCGGGUUCGCGUUCAAGGCUGACACUGGCGACACCCGCGAGUCACCUGCCAUCAGCCUCAUCCGCGACUUCCUUGCUGAGCGCGCGUACAUCACCGUCUACGAUCCCAAAGUGGAGGAGGCGCAGAUUUGGAUGGACCUCUCCGAGGCUUGCCCCCACCUGACGCUGGACCAGAUCAAGAGGCAGGUCACUAUCGUGCACUCUGCCCUCGAGGCAUGCAAGUCGAAAGAGGCUAUCGUCAUUGCGACAGAGUGGAAAGAGUUCCGUGAGAUCGACUGGCAGACUGUCUACAACAACAUGACCAAGCCUGCGUUCGUCUUCGAUGGGCGUCUGCUUGUCGACGCAGACAAGCUGAGGCGGAUUGGCUUCAAGGUCAAGGUUAUUGGACGUGGGGAAGUACUGUAAUUACUACACUCCUUGUUGCUUCCUUUGUGUAUUUUCUGGACACUCCCUGGACCAUAAUCCGCACGACGCUCUAAUGUGACGGCUAGAAGUUAUAGAUACCACAAUCAUUAUGUAACAGAAUUCUGAACCUCC